Messenger RNA from Penicillium crustosum, 660 nucleotides. Its product is annotated as p24 family protein. The record is from RefSeq and is a predicted model, not a curated record. Gene Ontology annotation, biological process: Golgi organization; intracellular protein transport; endoplasmic reticulum to Golgi vesicle-mediated transport. The transcript has 4 exons. Gene Ontology annotation, cellular component: endoplasmic reticulum; Golgi apparatus; endoplasmic reticulum-Golgi intermediate compartment. Lineage: Eukaryota; Fungi; Ascomycota; Eurotiomycetes; Eurotiales; Aspergillaceae. The coding region runs from base 1 to 660 and encodes 219 amino acids.
AUGGGCACCUCACCACUCACUCUGAGGGCCAUCCUUGGCUUCCUCUUUGUUUUCGUUCAGCUUGCCAGUGCUCUAAAAUUCGAUCUCGUCGCCACCUCCGGCGGCGGCAAGAACGAGCGAUGCAUUCGCAACUUCGUCUCGAAGGACCAGCUCGUUGUUGUCACUGCCAUCGUUGGUGGUACGAAGGGUGAUGGCCAGAGGGUCAAUAUUCAUAUCAAGGAUGCGAUGGGCAAUGACCACGGUCGUCCUAAGGACGUCGUCGGCGAGACGCGUCAAAUUUUCACUUCCCCAGCGGACACGGCUUUCGACGUCUGCUUCGAGAACCUACUUGUCGGCCACAAUACCAUCCAGAACCCCUCCCGCCCCGUUGAGCUUGAUGUCGACAUUGGCGCCGACGCCCGCGACUGGAACAGCAUCCAGUCGCAGGAGAAGCUCAAGCCCGUUGAGACAGACCUCCGCCGUAUCGAAGAGAUGGUUGCCGAUAUCGUUACUGAGAUGGAGUACCUGCGUGCGCGUGAACAGCGUUUGCGUGAUACCAAUGAGAGCACCAAUGAGCGUGUGAAGUGGUUCGCUUUCGGGACCAUGGGUAUGCUUAUCGGGCUUGGUGCUUGGCAGGUUGUUUACCUGAGGGCUUACUUCAGAUCUAAGCACCUUAUUUAG